CUCAGAGUGACUUCCCCUGCUGCACAGAGAGUGUGUAUUGUGAGUGUGUGUGACUGUGUGUGUGUGUGUGUGUGUGAGGAUGGCGAGCAAGAUGAAGUUCGUGCGCUUCCUGACGAAGACCGCGGCUCUGGCCAACGUGCCCAAACACAUCGAGCACUUCUCCAAGUUCUCGCCCUCGCCGCUCUCCAUGAAGCAGUUCCUGGAUUUCGGCUCGACCAACGCCUGCGAGCGCACGUCGUUCUCCUUCCUGCGUCAGGAGCUUCCCGUCCGUCUGUCCAACAUCAUGAAGGAGAUCAACCUGCUGCCCGACGGGCUGCUGGCCACGCCCUCCGUCCAGCUGGUGCAGAGCUGGUACAUCCAGAGUCUGAUGGAGAUCCUGGAGUUUCUGGACAAGAACCCGGACGACCAGCGAGUCCUCGAAACGUUUGUGGAGGUGCUGGAGGGCAUCAGGAACCGGCACAACGACGUGGUGCCCACCAUGGCUCAGGGCGUCAUCGAGUUCAAAGACGCCUUCCGGCGGCCGGACGACGCCGCCACCGACCACAACAUCCAGUACUUCCUGGACCGCUUCUACACGAGCCGCAUCUCCAUCCGCAUGCUCAUCAACCAGCACACUCUGAUCUUCGACGGCAACACAAACCCCGCCCACCCCAACACCAUCGGCUGCAUCGACCCCGUGUGCGACGUGACGGAGGUGGUGCGAGACGCCUACGAGAGCGCCAAGCUGCUGUGUGAGCAGUAUUACCUGGGAGCGCCCGAGCUGGAGCUGAGGCAGAUGAACGCCAACAUCAUCAGAGAGCCGAUCCAGAUCUCGUAUAUCCCCUCCCACCUCUACCACAUGCUCUUUGAGCUCUUCAAGAACGCCAUGAGAGCCACGAUCGAGAACCACGAGGCCAGCAGGACGCUCCCGCCCAUCAGAGUCAUGGUCGCCCUGGGUGGAGAGGACCUGUCAAUCAAGAUGAGUGACUGUGGCGGCGGCGUUCCCUUCAGGAAGACGGAGCGUCUGUUCAGCUACAUGUACUCGACGGCUCCCCGACCCUCCAUAGGAGACACACAGAGGGCCCCGCUGGCUGGGUUCGGCUACGGCCUGCCCAUCUCUCGUCUGUACGCUCGCUACUUCCAGGGCGACCUGCAGCUCUACUCCAUGGAGGGUCACGGCACGGACGCUGUCAUACACAUGAAGGCCCUGUCCACGGACUCGGUGGAGCGGCUUCCCGUCUUCAACCAGACCGCCCUGCGUCACUACAAGCUGAGCCUGGAGGCCGACGACUGGUGCGUUCCCUCCAAGGAGCCGCUGGACCUCGCCAUCUACCGCGCCGCCAAGUGACCUUUCACCCCUGACCCCGCCCACCCCGCGACCUCUCACCCCUGACCCCCCCCCCCGACCACCCCGCGGGGCAUCACGGCACCAGAGCUGUGAGACUGGAUCUGAGGCGACCAAUCGUAGGUGGAGGAGAGAAUCGAGAUGAAGAAGAGGACCAACCCCCCCCCGUCCCGACCCCGCUGCGCCCUGAUUGGCUGGGAGAUUCCUCAAUAACGAAGCGUGGAAUGGACACGUACUUCCUGUAUGACUUCCUGUAUCGCUUCUUGCUGUGAUGUGUGCCGACCAGAUACAGCAGGAGAAGAAAAAAAGCGCAGACGCCGAGCUGAAGCAUGCUGGGACGCCGUGACGUGUGGCUCCGUCCGUCCAAAUCAGCUGUUAUUUUUGGAUAAAGGCUAAUUAUGACAGUAUAGCAUUAUUAAAUGAAAUAUCGUGGAGCUACAAAUACUUUUCUCCAGACAUAAAAAAAAAACAAAAAAAAAAAGAAAGAAAAAAAAUGACAUGUUUGGUGCAAAAGUCACAUCCCGCUCUGCUGGUUUUUGUUAAAAUGGAAAUUAUGAUGCAAAAAUAAUCAAAAUAAUCACCAUAUAUGUCAGAAUAAUGACAUUUUUUUUAUUGCCGUAUUGUGUAGCCUCGUGUUGUGAAGGAUUUUCGCCCAGAGUAGACCAAUCAGAAACGGUUUCACCCAAUCAGUAUUCAAGCUUUUUUUUUAUUUUUAUAUUUUCUCAUUUUUAAUCGCCUCCCUCUGCAGCAGCUGCUUCAGGCUCAGAGGAUGAACCGCAUUUCAAGUGGCCUUCAAAAUAAAGGUGCUUUUUUCAACAGCCGCCACCAGCAGAUUUCAAAAUAAAGGUGCUUUUAGAAAAACUGCCACCAGCAGAUUUCAAAAUAAAGGUGCUUUCUGAUUUCCCUCUCAGCUGGUGCGGAGCAGCUCGGGUCAGAAACGACAGAAACCUGCUCUUUUUUUAAUGUUUUAUUCGUCUUUCUUGAUCAGCCGCUUGUUUAUUUUCUGAAGUUGAAGCCGCAGAGGAAGAACGGACGCUCACACAGCGAGUACUGAGGCUGACACGUGGAAUAUCACAGCAAACAAAUCAUGAACAUGAAGUGACUUUGUGCAGCAGCCGAGAUGAAACUGAUGCAUCAGUUUUUACCAAUCAGACAGAAACUGCAUCACAUCUGUGUGUGUGUGUGUAUGUGCAUGUUUUAGUGUGUUUUAGUGUGUGUGUGUGUUACACUGUGUGUAUUCACGCUCAGUUAUUGGCCGAGUCACUGUGCUGUUUGUGUGUUUUGACCCUGAUUCUGUUUGUACAUUCAAAAUGGACAAGAUGUAUAUUUGGAAGAGCUUUUUAU
This is a messenger RNA of Myripristis murdjan (pinecone soldierfish), 2668 nucleotides long. RefSeq names its product pyruvate dehydrogenase (acetyl-transferring) kinase isozyme 2, mitochondrial-like. Bases 80 to 1327 code for a protein of 415 amino acids. The transcript has 11 exons. Gene Ontology annotation, biological process: protein phosphorylation; regulation of glucose metabolic process. The record is from RefSeq and is a predicted model, not a curated record. Gene Ontology annotation, molecular function: pyruvate dehydrogenase (acetyl-transferring) kinase activity. NCBI's taxonomy places the organism in Eukaryota, Metazoa, Chordata, Actinopteri, Holocentriformes, Holocentridae. Gene Ontology annotation, cellular component: mitochondrion.